AUGCGCGGCUUACUCAACUUGGCGACCUUGUUCCUGGCCUCCGUGCCGACCGUCUUCGGUGCGAACUCAGCAGGAUGCGGAAAAGCUAAGACCCUCACCAGCAAGCAAUACUCGAUGCAAGUAAAUGGAAAGAAUCGGAACUACUUUCUCAACAUCCCGGACAACUACAACCAGAACAACCCAUACCGUCUCAUCUUUACCUGGCACCAGCUGGGCGGCAGCGCUCAGAAGAUCGUGAAUGGAGAAGACCCCAACAAGGGCGGUGUCCUCCCUUUCUACGGCCUCAAAGCUAUUGCCAACAACAGCGCCAUUUUUGUUGUGCCAGAUGGCCUCAACGCAGGCUGGGGCAACCAAGGCGGCGAAGACGUCACGUUCUUCGACCAGCUCGUCAAGACCGUCGAGGCCGACCUUUGCAUCAACACCGAUCUUCGCUUCUCCACAGGUUUCAGCUACGGCGGAGCCAUGUCGUACGCACUUGCGUGCGCGCGGCCCGAGAUGAUUCGCGCCGUCGCUGUCAUAUCUGGUGCACAGUUGAGCGGCUGCUCCGGCGGCUCAAAGCCCGUCGCGUACUAUGGCCAGCACGGCACGUCCGAUUCGGUGCUCAACGUCUCACAGGGCCGCCAGUUGCGGGACAAGUUCGUGGCGAACAACGGCUGCCAGAAGCCCGCGUCGGAGCCACAGCCGAAUGGGGGUAACUCUGUCAAGACCGUGUACCAGGGCUGCAAGUCGGAGUAUCCGUUGACGUGGGUCAUUCACAAUGGGGAUCACAAUCCGUCGCAGGUCAACUCGGGAUCGAGCACGCCGUUUGCACCUGGCAAUUCGUGGGAGUUCUUUACGCAGUUUAAGUAG
Paraphaeosphaeria sporulosa is the source of this 849-nucleotide messenger RNA. RefSeq names its product alpha/beta-hydrolase. The transcript has a single exon. Lineage: Eukaryota; Fungi; Ascomycota; Dothideomycetes; Pleosporales; Didymosphaeriaceae. The coding region runs from base 1 to 849 and encodes 282 amino acids. The record is from RefSeq and is a predicted model, not a curated record. Gene Ontology annotation, molecular function: feruloyl esterase activity.